Messenger RNA from Amyelois transitella, 1203 nucleotides. Its product is annotated as superkiller complex protein 8. Lineage: Eukaryota; Metazoa; Arthropoda; Insecta; Lepidoptera; Pyralidae. The transcript is spliced from 7 exons. Bases 178 to 1170 code for a protein of 330 amino acids. The record is from RefSeq and is a predicted model, not a curated record. Gene Ontology annotation, molecular function: protein binding. Gene Ontology annotation, cellular component: Cdc73/Paf1 complex.
AUAAUAUUGUAAAGUCAGGGAACGCGAAAAAAUUUGUUGUCCUUUACCUUUUCUGCUUUCAAUAAUUCAGUUGGUUACUACAAUUUUUUGUUUAGGUUUUUUAAUUGAAUGUUGAAUUCAUUGUUUGUUGAAUUCUUGUAGGAACCUGUUUUGUAAUAUUGUAAUUAAAUACAAAUUAUGUCUAUUACAACUCUGUAUUAUUUACAAUUAAGAAAAGAGAAUGCACACGAUGAUUCAAUAUGGUGUUGUGCUUGGAGCCGUAUGGAGAAAGUAAAAUCCAAAAAUAACGAAAACGAUGAAAAUCCUGAAAAUUUACAAGAAACAAACAAUUCUUCUGAAGAAUUUCAAAAUUACAUAAUCACAGGUGGAUUGGAUGAUAUUGUCAAGGUUUGGCAGUUAGAAAAUGGAAAAUUAGAAGUUAAACAUAAAUUGGAGGGACAUUCUCUUGGUAUAAUAUCUGUAGCUGUUAGUCCUGAUGGAAAAACACUAGCAAGUAGUUCCCAAGAUUCGUCAUUAAUACUCUGGGACAUUGCGACGGGUGACAAAUUGAAAACGAUGGAGUCCGGACCAACAGAUGUCUGGACAUUGGACUUUUCACCUGAUGGUAAACACGUGAUAUCUGGAAGCAAUCAUGGGAAAAUAUUGAUAUUCAGUGUGGAAACAGGGAAACAAGAACAAACAUUGGAUACUAGAGGGAAAUUUUUGCUUAGUGUUGCUUAUAGCCCCGACGGCAAGCACAUAGCAAGCGGUGCUCUAGACGGGAUCAUCAAUAUUUUCGACGUAGCGCAAGGCAAACUGGUCCACACGCUAGAAGGGCACGCGAUGCCUAUCCGAAGUCUCUGCUUCUCGCCAGACUCACAGCUAUUGUUGACGGCCUCUGAUGACGGCCAUAUGAAACUUUAUGAUGUAAUACAUGCCAACUUAGCUGGAACGUUAUCUGGACAUGCCUCAUGGGUUCUCUCAGUAGCAUUUUCCCCAGAUGGCAAGCGAUUUGUAUCGGGUAGUGCAGAUAGAACAGUCCGUGUUUGGGACCUCGAUAGCAUGCAAUGCCAGAAUGUGUUUAAAGAACAUAAUGAUCAGGUUUGGGGCGUGAAAUUCAAUGCAGAGAGUAAUAAAAUAGUAUCAGUUUCAGAAGAUAAAAGUAUAAAUAUAUAUGACUGCCCAUUAUAAUUUGUAAUUAUUUAUUAAAUAAAUGAAAACUAA